Molecule: messenger RNA, 1566 nt
Organism: Papaver somniferum (opium poppy)
Lineage: Eukaryota; Viridiplantae; Streptophyta; Magnoliopsida; Ranunculales; Papaveraceae
Product: 1-aminocyclopropane-1-carboxylate oxidase homolog 3-like
Exons: 3
Coding region: 190-1338 (382 amino acids)
Source: RefSeq, a predicted model, not a curated record
CUGAGUAAGCAAAAUGAAACACGUAUCCCAUUUCAGUGGCUUACAUUCUAAAGCUCCAAAUGGUCCUUAUCUUUCCAAUUGUAUAUCAUCAUCACUGCUUUCGGCUGUCUACAGCAAUAAUAACUGCAAGUUGGAAAAUCUGUUUUAAACCCACUUACUUCAGUUGUGAGGAAAUUAUAGGAACCAAAAAUGAAUGUGAUUUCCGACUUUAGUAGCGACGGUGAGAUAACUCUUACCGGAAUGAAUCCAUCUAAAUAUUACGAUCGAAUGAAAGAGCUAAAAGCAUUCGAUGAUACAAAAGCAGGUGUGAAAGGCCUGGUCGAUGCCGGAGUUAAAAACAUCCCUCGAAUUUUCCACCGACAAUCCAUGAGUAUCAAUCAUGACAAAUCGAAUGAUGAUUCUUUUGAAUCCCAUAUCCGAAUUCCGACUAUAGACCUCGGAGGAAAGAAGAUAUACGAGGCUGAGCACCGGAAACUGAUAAUUGAUCAAAUUAGAGAUGCAUCAGAAAAGUGGGGUUUCUUUCAAGUAGUGAACCAUGGGGUGCCAGUAAGUGUUAUGGACAAAAUGAUUGAUCAGGUUCGUGUAUUUCAUGAGCAACCAAGUGAAGUCAGGGCUGUGUAUUAUGAACGUGAUUAUACUAAAAAACAAUCAGCAUAUGUUAGUAAUUUUGAUCUUUUUCAAGCACCUACUGCAAAUUGGAGAGACACCUAUUUUUGCCGUAUAGCUCCUGAUCUUGUCGACCCAGAAGCAAUACCUAUUGUUCUCAGGGAUAUAGUGAUGGAAUACUCAAAGUACGCAAGUGUACUGGGAUCAGAAUUGUUGGAGUUGCUAUCUGAGGGUCUUGGUUUGAACCGAAGUUAUCUAAAUAAAGAUUUGGGUGGUGAUAAGGGACAAAACUUUGCUAGUCAUUACUAUCCAGAGUGCCCUCAACCAGAACUUACUAUGGGCACAACUGAACAUUCUGAUCCAGAUUUCCUCACCAUAUUGUUACAAGACCAUCAUACCGUUAGUGGACUUCAAGUACUUCACCAAAAUCAAUGGGUGGAAGUCCCUCCUUCUCGCGGCACUUUCACAGUAAACAUUGGAGAUCUGUUGCAGAUUGCAUCAAAUGACCGUUUUAAAAGUGUGGAGCAUAGGGUACUAGCUAAUCACAAAGUUCCACGAGCAUCAGUUGCAUAUUUCUUCCGUCCUAUCGGAAGUUCCAAGUGCGGUCCAAUCAAUGAAUUGUUAACAGAAACCAAUUCACCCAUAUACAGAGAAUUCACGGUUGAUGAAUAUGUCAAACACUUCAUCUCUAAAGGGCUUGGAUCCCCAAGUUUCUCACAUUUCAAGCUGUGAUAAAUGUAUCCAAAUUCAUAGAAGUGGCCGUACAUGUUCAAUAAGCCACAUAGACGUGUACAGGCAGACGGUUAUCUAUAUUGUAAAACACAGUGGCCUAGGUUUUAGGCCAUUGUAUGAUAGACUAGGGCAUGAAACAUGCUGCAAGGGCAUGGGUGUUUUUACUUGUUGAUAAUGCAUUGACCAACUGUUAUCCAAAUAGCUGUAAGAAAGAAUUCGAUUUCUAGA